AUGGCUACAAGGUGGAGUAGUGACUAUAAUGCUAUUGAAAUUAGAGAUUUUGAUGCUCAUAGAAUGGCUAUAGACUAUACUGGUUCUAUAGUAUUGUUAGCUGGCCGUAAAAAAUAUGGUAUUGUUGAAAUUUAUAAAUCAUCAAAUAUUCUAUUUCCUAGAACUUGUAAAUAUGAAAUUAAAGCUCUUGAGUGGAAUCCGACAUAUCACAACCAACAUAUUUGUGCAUUGGCACAGAGCACCCAAUUGCAGUUACUUAGUUUGAAAAACAAUGUUAAUCUAGCUUCUUCGACAAGAUUAAAUACCCAUACACGAGCUAUAUUAGACAUAAACUGGCAUGCCUCUGAUCCAAAUAUUCUAGCUUCGUCGUCUAUGGAUUCAUUUGUAAACAUUUGGGACAUUAGAGACAACACUAGACCAGCUUUAUCUCUUUCAGCUAUUAUUCCUGCCUUACGAGUGCGGUGGAAUCAUUUAACUAAACACCUGGUAGCUACUGCUCAUGGUGGGGAAGUCAAAAUAUGGGAUCAGAGAAAAGCUGCAAAUCCACUUCAUUAUAUUACAGCCCACCUCAGUAAUAUACAUUGUUUGGAUUGGAGUUAUACAAAUGAAAAUCAAUUAGUCACUUGUAGUCAAGAUUGUACUGUAAAGUUUUUCGAAAUAAAUAAUCUUAAAAAGACAGAAAAUGUUUUAAAUACUGUCACUCCUGUUUGGAGUGCUAAAUAUACACCUUUUGGCGAUGGUAUAUUAAUUGUUUUGGUUCCUCCAGAGAAAAGAGUGGACAAUAACCUAAUAUUGUGGAAUUUGAGUUCAAUUAAUUCACCUGUUCAUACAUUUGUUGGUCAUUCAGAUACAAUAUUAGAGUUUCAAUGGAUGAAAAAUAAUGAAGAUAAAACAUCUGAAUAUGAAUUUAUAACGUGGUCUAAAGAUCAGACCAUGAGAUUAUGGCACGUUGUGUCAUUUCUUCAGGAAAUGCCUAUGGAUUAUAUCGAAAAAUCGUGUGACGAUAAUUUGGAUAAUGAUCAAAACGCACCAACCUCCGACACAAGUAAUGUGUCCAAUGAUGCACUUAAUGACAUUGAUAAUGUAAACUUUGAAAGUGAAGGUCGAGAUGGAAGUUUUUCUAUGUCUACUAGUGAUGAUUCUUAUAGUACCGAAGUUGGUGAGGAACCUAUUGUAAAUUUACACAAAGAGUUUCUUUCUUUGAAUGUUGGUUCAGAAAUUUUCAUUGAACAAAAAGAUCCAGAUCGACGUAUAUUAAUAGCUUUGGUAAAAGUCAAUAAUAAUUCAAUAACUAUACAUAUGACUUUUCCAUUGGAUUAUCCUGUAAACGUCGAACCUCAGUUUCAAAUUACCAAAAGUACGUAUGAUGCAAGCAUGAAAAAUAAAAUUCAUAAAGUAUUAUAUGAUUCAGCUAUAAAGCAAGUGUCUAAAAACUUGACUUGUGUGCAGUUUUGUCUUCGUGAACUUGUUGUGUCUUUAAGAAAGUCCCGGAUAUCAUUUUCGGAAUCUCAAUUUUCUGAAGACGAUAAGAAAACAUACUCAAUGUAUUCACAAUCGCCAUCACAUUAUGAUCGUACAAGUACUUACAUAUCUAGCCAAGACACUUGUAAUAUUCUACAGCAUAAAACAAUGGGUUUAAAAUUUUGUAACAAUGGUGCAUUACUGUGGUUUAAUAGUCCGCCAAAAAGGAAAUCCGAUAUUUUCCCAUCUAUUUCUCUACAAAAAAUUGAUAGUGCAAAUCACACUCCACUACAAAAGCUUCAACCUUACUGGUUUAGUAAUAAAAAUUCUCCAACUGACGGAAGUAGUCGAAGCUCAAAAAGUUAUAGAAAAGACAAGUUAGAUAAACCAAUAGUUUCAAUUUAUGAUGUGUCAAGCUUGUUUUCAAUAAAUAAGGAUUUAGCAUCAAAAUAUGAACUAGAUGUAUCUAAUGUUUUCAGUACUUGUUUGAAAAAUGCUUGGAUUACAAAUGGCUUUAAAAGAAAAGAUUUAGUUCAAACUUGGACACUGGCUGCAUAUGCCUGCAAUACAAAAUGUAAUGUAAAAAAAAAAGUUACAUCGUCCAUUGACCAAAUUAAUAAUUGGAGAAAUCAUCCAUUCACCAUUGAUAUGAUUGAUUCAUUAAUCUCACAUUAUGCUGGUCAUUCUGAUUAUCAAACCGCUGCUUUAUUAUGUUGUGUGUUUAAUCCAAAUCCGGCUCUGAAAAAUAUUGAACAGGAUAGGACACCUACACCCGUGUAUACGCGCUCAAAUAGUCUGUCAGAAGGUUUCACCUUUUCUAGGGGACAAGAGGAAUCAACCGAAUGUUAUGAAAUUUCUGAUCAAGGAUUACUGUUAGAGGAUUCUGAUGCCCAGAAAAAUGUGCAUUAUGAUGUAUACAAAAAAAUAUACAUGGACGUAUUAGAUAAUUUGGGUUUACUAGAUCAGCAAACCAGUGUUAAAAAAUUUUUGAAACAACAAACUCAAAAGAGUAGUGCAUUUUUUUUCAAAUUCAUAAUUGAAUGUUUAAAAUGUAAUGACUCGGUUAAAGAUGGAUACUGUCUUCAGUGUCAACAGUUUAGUCUGAAGUGUACAUUAUGUAAUUCUACUGUAAGAGGUGCAGCUCAUGUUUGUCUAAAAUGUGGUCAUGGUGGUCAUGCUAAUCAUUUGAUUCAAUGGUUUAGUAAAGAAUCUUUAUGCGCUGUAAAUUGUGGAUGUUAUUGUUUAUUUGAAACAAUGUCUAUACUUCAUAUUAAAAAAUAUGACUCUAAAGAAGAUUGA
Macrosiphum euphorbiae (potato aphid) is the source of this 2760-nucleotide messenger RNA. The record is from the annotation of a GenBank genome assembly. Lineage: Eukaryota; Metazoa; Arthropoda; Insecta; Hemiptera; Aphididae.